This is a messenger RNA of Gastrolobium bilobum, 1212 nucleotides long. Its product is annotated as L-tryptophan--pyruvate aminotransferase 1-like. Gene Ontology annotation, molecular function: transaminase activity; carbon-sulfur lyase activity. The record is from RefSeq and is a predicted model, not a curated record. Gene Ontology annotation, biological process: amino acid metabolic process. The transcript has 5 exons. Bases 1 to 1212 code for a protein of 403 amino acids. NCBI's taxonomy places the organism in Eukaryota, Viridiplantae, Streptophyta, Magnoliopsida, Fabales, Fabaceae.
AUGGUGGUCGCCAAGGCUUCUUCUCCUUCUGCUCCUUCCGUCAACAAAAAUGGCUUCCCUUGUUUCAACAAUGGUUCAACAAUGCCCCUCUCGCCCAACUCUAUCAUCAAUCUUGAUAAGGGUGAUCCAUUGAUAUACGAGUCAUACUGGAAGAAGAUGAGUGAUGAAUGUACGGUGGUGAUUAAAGGAUGGGACUUGAUGAGUUACUUGAGUGAUCCAAGCAAUGUGUGUUGGUUCAUGUUACCAGAACUUAGAGAUGGCAUUGAAAGGCUUCACAAUGUGGUUGGCAAUGCUGUCACAAAAGAUAAGCACAUAGUGGUCGGGAAUGGCACCACCCAGCUCUUUCAAGCUGCUUUGUAUGCUCUCUCUUCCCCACAGGAUCCUCACCCUAUCAACGUGGUGGCUGCUGCUCCUUAUUACUCGGAAUACCAAGAUGAGGUUUGUGUUGUGCGUUCAGGGCUGUAUCAAUGGGAUGGUGAUGCUGCUAUGUAUGAUAAAAAUGAACCUUACAUAGAGGUGGUGACAUCCCCAAACAACCCUGAUGGGACACUCAGGGGACCUGUGGUGAAAUCUGAAGCUAAGGGAAAACUGGUUUAUGACUUUGCCUAUUACUGGCCACAGUACACUCCAAUUACUCACCAGGCUGACCAUGAUAUUAUGCUCUUCACAUUCUCCAAAUGCACUGGUCAUGCUGGUUCCCGUAUUGGGUGGGCUAUCGUGAAGGACAUUGAAGUUGCUAAGAAGAUGACCACAUUCGUGCAGAUGAGCUCCAUUGGCGUGUCAAAAGAAUCCCAAACUCGAGUUGCUAAGAUCAUUGGAGUGAUUUGCAAUAGUUACCAGAAUUUUGGGUCCAUGGAAUCUGAGCUCUUCUUUAAAUAUGUCAGACGCCUCUUGAGGGAAAGGUGGGAAAAAUUAAGGGUAGUUAUUGAACAAAAUAAUGUCUUCACCGUGGCCAAGUUUCCUAGGGCCUAUUGUACUUUCACUAAUGAGUCAUCUGAAACAUACCCUGGUUUUGCUUGGUUGAAGUGCCAGGAGGGCAUAGGAGAUUGUGAAAGUUAUCUGGGAAAAUUGAAGAUCAUUGGAAGGGGAGGGAAGAGAUUUGGUGGUGGUCCAGAGUAUGCUAGGCUUAGCAUGUUGAGCAGUGACGCUGAGUUCAAUGAAUUCUUAAUGAGGCUGUCAAAUGCUAAAAGAGAACGUGAUUUGAUGUAUUGA